This is a messenger RNA of Dendronephthya gigantea, 593 nucleotides long. Its product is annotated as interferon alpha-inducible protein 27-like protein 2. Gene Ontology annotation, biological process: apoptotic signaling pathway. The coding region runs from base 282 to 581 and encodes 99 amino acids. The transcript has 2 exons. The record is from RefSeq and is a predicted model, not a curated record. Gene Ontology annotation, cellular component: mitochondrion; membrane. NCBI's taxonomy places the organism in Eukaryota, Metazoa, Cnidaria, Anthozoa, Malacalcyonacea, Nephtheidae.
CCAUCCGAUCGGGUGAAUUUACCGGGCAGUGUUGCCGAAAGCGGCGAAAGUGAAUGUCUGCCGUGGUAUUUUGGCUUUCACCUGCGAAUUUUGGUGUUAAAUAUUGUUUGCACAGCUUAUGACAAAUCUCUGUUCACAUACGGAGCCUGUCAACUCCAUCUAGAAGCAAUAUUUUAUCGAAAGAGUAUUAAGACAGCAGGCAGCCGUCAAGCUAAGCUGGACAUACUGCGGAAGUGAGACGGGCUUUCGGGAAGAAAGUGAACUAAUAAAAUCACUCCCAAAUGAGUUGGUCACCGUUGGGUAUAGUUGCUGCAGCGGCUGGUGGAGUUGCUGCUGUUGCUGCCGCUCCUGUCAUACUGGGAGCAGCAGGCUUUACAGCAGCUGGUAUUUCUGCUGGUUCAAUUGGAGCAAGUUUGAUGUCCGCUUCUGCAACUCUUAGUGGAGGUGGGGUUGCCGCAGGAGGUGUGGUUGCCACUCUUCAGUCUGUCGGCGCUGCAGGAUUGGGUGCAGCUGGAACUACUGCUGUGGGAAGUGCUGGAGCAGCCAUUGGUGUUGCUACCAAGAAAAUUUUAUUCAAUUAAGGAAGAAACAAA